Messenger RNA from Xenopus tropicalis (tropical clawed frog), 4078 nucleotides. RefSeq names its product lysine methyltransferase 5B (gene kmt5b). The coding region runs from base 370 to 2904 and encodes 844 amino acids. Gene Ontology annotation, biological process: chromatin remodeling. Gene Ontology annotation, molecular function: histone H4K20 methyltransferase activity; histone H4K20me methyltransferase activity; histone H4K20 monomethyltransferase activity. The transcript has 11 exons. The record is from RefSeq and is a predicted model, not a curated record. NCBI's taxonomy places the organism in Eukaryota, Metazoa, Chordata, Amphibia, Anura, Pipidae. Gene Ontology annotation, cellular component: chromosome; nucleus.
UACAGGUAGUCACCAAAACCUAGCAUCCGAUGCUCUGUACUUUUUACAUUGUGGACUGCUGUGGGUGGGAGCCUGACUCUCCUUCCCGGCCGGGCCUCUAUCACAGAUCCUUCCGCCCUCUCCGCCUCCGACACGGUGUUUCAGUCGCACUCAAAGCAAAGGGGAGCACGAUCCGAAGAUAACGAGGAGAAAUUAAAGACAAGAACUGCGACUGAUGGAUGGGUGUUAUGACGCUUUCUGGACGUAUAUGAAGUGAGAAGGUUCGCACCGACCGACUAGAACCCAAGGUGAAACCAAACAUUAUUGACUGGUUUCUCAGGUCCUAUUCAGAGGGUGACUAAAUGCAACUAGGUCAGAUUGUAUGUUGGCAUGAAGUGGUUGGGCGAAUCCAAGAACAUGGUAGUGAAUGGCAGGAGAAAUGGAAACAGAUUGUCUGCUGAGCAUCGACAGAACCAGCCAAAAUUGCACAGCUCCGGAAGAGAGAAUUUAAGAACCAGCAAAAAUGUUCCAGACAGAAGAUCAGGCAGGUUUGCUAAUGUAGCUUUUGAAACACAAAGCCGCUAUGUACCUUCAUCUGGAAUGUCAGCCAAGGAGCUGUGUGAAAAUGAUGACCUUGCUACCAGUUUGGUCUUGGAUCCCUACUUAGGAUUUCAGACACACAAAAUGAAUACCAGAUUUCGCCCUAUAAAAGGACGCCAGGAAGAGCUAAAGGAGGUGAUUGAAAACUUUAAGAAAAGUGAACAUCUUGAAAAAACCUUUAAAAAUUUAGUAGCAGGCGACUGGGCUCGGCACUAUUUCCUCAACAAGAACAAAGCGCAAGAAAAGCAUUUCAAGGAGCAUGUUUUUAUCUACUUGAGAAUGUUUGCAACUAGCAGUGGGUUUGAAAUCCUGCCUUGCAAUAGAUACUCCUCAGAGCGAAAUGGAGCCAAAAUAGUUGCAACAAAAGAAUGGAAACGGAAUGAUAAAAUUGAGCUUCUUGUGGGCUGCAUUGCAGAAUUAACUGAAGCAGAGGAAAAUAUGCUUCUACGGCAUGGGGAAAAUGACUUUAGCGUCAUGUAUUCCACAAGGAAAAACUGUGCUCAACUGUGGCUAGGGCCCGCUGCCUUUAUUAACCAUGAUUGCCGGCCUAACUGUAAGUUUGUAUCCACUGGCCGUGACACCGCAUGUGUAAAAGCUCUCCGAGAUAUUGAGCCUGGAGAAGAGAUUUCCUGUUAUUAUGGGGAUGGCUUUUUUGGAGAAAACAAUGAAUAUUGUGAAUGCUACACAUGCGAAAGGCGUGCAACUGGUGCUUUUAAAUCACGUGUUGGACUUAAUGAACCAGGCCCUGUGAUAAACAGCAAAUAUGGACUUCGAGAAACAGACAAACGCUUAAAUCGUCUAAAAAAACUUGGAGAUAGCAGCAAAAACUCCGACAGCCAGUCAGUCAGCUCUAAUACUGAUGCAGACACAUCUCAGGAAAAAGACACUUCAAAUAGAAAAUCUAUUGGAAUGAGAAAGAAAAGUAAAAGCAGAUCACUGAGGAGACAGUCAGUGUCAAGAAUUCCAGUUUCAUCAUCUUCUACCUCAUCCAAGCUUCCUCACAUUAAUAAUUCCAGGGUACCAAAGAGACUAAGAAAGCCUGUAAAGCCUUUACAUUCAAAAUUAAAGAUAAGAUGUCAUCGCAAAAAAGCUGAGCAGAAGAAAGCCUCUAAGAAGCUUGAAGUUUCGAACUUGGUUCUUAAAGAACCUAAAGUUGUGCUGUAUAAAAACUUGGCAAUCAAGAGGGAUAGAGAAAGUCAGGGUGCAGUUCAAUUUACGGAAACUACUGGUUGUUUGACGAGACACGCUGCAAGAGAAUAUAAACUAAAUUCCUUAAAAGGUGCUCAUCCACAUGGUGAAUCUUCACCAUGUACUUAUAUCACUCGGAGUUCCUUGAGAACUAGAUUUAAAUCCAAGGAUAUGUCAGAGGCCAAGCUUCAACCAAAUACAGUCGAUGGUUAUAGAAGCAGCCAUGGAACUGUUACACAGUUAGAUACAGGUGAACCACUUUGUCAGUCAACUCGUAAAAAUGAAAUGCUUCAAGAAACCUCAAGACAAAGUAUCAGAUUUCAGAGGAAUAACUUAAACACAUCUAGAAGAAAGUGUCGACAAAAUAGAUAUAUCAAGCAAGCUUCAAAAGUUGAAGAUUCAGUAUCUAUUUAUAAUUCAUCCAGCAAAGACAAUGCAUUACCAGACUUAGGAAAUUCACAUUGUGAUUUAGGUGAAGGAAAUUUCAAAAGCUCUGCAGAUGAAUACCCUCUAGUGACUUCUGAAAUUACUAAGACAAAAAAAAAUAUUCGGACAGUGAAAAAUAAAAAAAGCAGACGAAUAACCAGAUAUGAUGCACAAUUGAUUCUUGAAAACAGCACUGGAAUUCCAAAGCUAACCCUUCGAAGGCGACAUGACAGUAACAGUAGCAAGACCAAUGAAAAGGAGAAUGAAGGGAUGGGUUCAUCAAAAAUAAGCAUUAAAUUAAGCAAGGAUCACGAAAAGGACAAGAACAGUUUGUAUGUUGCAAAGCUCAACAAUGGUUUUAACUCAGGAUCAGGGAGCACUUCAACAAAGUUGAAGAUACAGUUAAAGCGGGAUGAGGAGAAUAGGAUGGCUUUUCCUAAUGAGAAUGGCAUGUAUUGUAGUGAUACAUUAUCUCUGUUGGGAACAAGAAUGGAAGUUGAUGGUUAUGAUCAGUUUGAGGAGGAAAGUGUUGAAGAAUCCUCCACAGAAGAAGAUGGAGAGGAGGAAGAUGAGUUUGAUGAUGAAUUUGAAGAUGAUUUUAUCCCCCUCCCUCCAGCAAAACGUUUGAGACUUAUUGUUGGAAAGGACUCGAUAGACAUUGAUAUAUCUUCCAGAAGGAGAGAAGAUCAAUCCUUGAGACUCAAUGCAUAAAACACAUUUUAGAUUGACUGGAACACUCAUUUCUAUUCAUAACUUUAAAAAAAUAAUUCCAUUGAAUUAUUCCUAAACUGAUGAACUGUAUGUACAUUUUAGAUGGCACUUCCGUAUUGUUAGUCCACUAUGAACUGAAAUUGUAGAAAGUGUACAGCAAACCAACUUAAAUUUUUGAUUUUUAUUGUACUUUUUAACAGUCUUCUUACGUGCAAUUUUGAGUUGAAAAAGUGGGUCCUGUUGUACAUUACAGGAGGCAUUUGUAUAUAAAUCAUAAACUUUCCAUGCAGGACGAUAAAAUAAAAAAAGAAUGUGGCUACUCAAUCAUACCUUUUUUUUUUCUUGUUAAUUUUAUAGGAAUUGCUCUGUAUUAUACAAAAAAGAAAAUCACAGUAGUGGCAUAUUACAGUUUUCUAGUAUGUUAUCACCAGCAGCGAAUUUUACAGCUUUCAGACUUAUUUGCCAGUUGUCUUGUCCACCCUAAUUUCUGUCAGGAGGUCCUGUAUUUACACUGUAAAUGCUAAAAUGAUAGUACUGUCCAUGGCCUUUGCUCAUAGCCAAUUCUUUAUUAGAGUUAAACUAUGAUUUCUUCUAAAGGAAAACAUUUUAAAGUGAUUGGUUUGCUGAUCCAUUUAGUCCUAUGUACAGACCAGGAACAAGCUAUAUGCAGAAUUCAAAGUUGGGUAUGGUGUAUUUAUUGCUUGUUAUAUAACAUUAAGGCAAAAAAGAAAACUUGUAUUUAACUCUUUUCAAACAUUUUUAGAUAAAAAUUGUUCUUUGCAGGAAUUGGUGCUUACAUUUUUUCAUGGAAAAAAUGCUGUGAAAUAAAAAAAAAAUGUGACAAGGAAGAAAUGUACCCAUUCAAUUGCAGCUGUCAAAUCAUUUGUAUUUUUCUUUAAUUUGUGUUGAAUUUUGCACUUUGACAAGACUACAACUGACUGAAUAUCUUGAAUCGACUUCUAACAGUGUAGAAAAUAAUUAGUAAGCUGAAAGGUUUCAGUUUUUCUCCCAUGUAUAGUACUAACACUGUAUAUACUAAUGUAUACUAAUGUAAAUAUAUGUGUUGUGAGGAUCCUUUUUUUUUUCUUUUUUCCAUUCAGAAAUGAUUUACCAUAUAUGAAAAAGGUUUUUAAGUUAAGUACUCAUGCCAAUAAAAUAGGAUAUUGUAAACCUA